Molecule: messenger RNA, 3529 nt
Organism: Oncorhynchus mykiss (rainbow trout)
Lineage: Eukaryota; Metazoa; Chordata; Actinopteri; Salmoniformes; Salmonidae
Product: ubiquitin-conjugating enzyme E2 H
Source: RefSeq, a predicted model, not a curated record
UCGGCGGAGGGAUAGCAGAAGCUUCAGGACAGUGAGAGCUCAGCAGCGAGAGAGAAGGGGUAUACGUUGCUGCAGAUAGAGUAGAGGACGUGGAAAUAUUUCGUUAUACGCAUUUGCGACGAAAGCAAAUGUAAACUUUGGGAUAAUACAGCUAGACGUUUGAGCUGCCAUCACUUUACGACUUGGUGUUCAACAGUGGAAUAUAAAAAUGUCGUCUCCAAGUCCGGGUAAAAGGCGAAUGGAUACUGACGUGGUGAAACUCAUCGAGAGCAAGCACGAAGUCACAAUCCUCAGUGGACUCAAUGAAUUUGUAGUGAAGUUUUAUGGACAACAAGGAACAGCGUACGAGGGGGGCGUAUGGAAGGUGCGAGUAGAUCUACCGGACAAAUACCCUUUCAAAUCCCCAUCAAUAGGAUUCAUGAAUAAAAUCUUCCAUCCCAACAUCGAUGAAGCGUCAGGAACAGUGUGUUUAGAUGUCAUCAACCAGACGUGGACAGCCCUUUACGAUCUCACCAAUAUCUUUGAGUCGUUCCUGCCUCAGCUGCUGGCUUACCCCAACCCCAUCGACCCACUGAACGGAGACGCGGCCGCCAUGUACCUCCACCGACCAGAGGAGUACAAACAGAAAAUCAAAGAGUACAUCCAGAAAUAUGCAACAGAGGAGGCUCUCAAGGAGCAGGAGGAGGGCCAGGGCGAUUCCUCAUCGGAAAGCUCCAUGUCGGAUUUCUCUGAAGACGAAGCCCAGGAUAUGGAGUUGUAGUGAUGGGAGACAACUCCCCUUUAAAACCAGAGACUGUAUGAUUUCCUAACCAUGAGAAAGCAGACAUCAUAUUCAUAUAAGUUGAUUUUUUUAUUUUAUUAUUAUUAUUAUUAUUAUUGCUAAAACAAGGAUUUUUGUGGAUAUCAAGCCUCGGCGUAUAUCACACACCACCUGCUUUGUGUUUUUGCCAUGUCCCAGUCGCGUUCUCCUCCUUCAAUCCCUGUAAAGGUGUGUUGGACUUAGCAGUCCCCACAUUCCACCGGUAGUUGGAAUGUCCCCUUUGACCCGGUGACCUUCGGCCUUACCCUCACUGCACCAACAACCGGACAAAAUGGAGACUAGCUCUAUGGGCUGGGCUGAAUAAGAGGUGGGAGGUGGGCACCGGGGGAUUUCCCUUCUCUUUAUCUCAUGAAUGUGUUGAAGAAGAGGAACUAGAGAGUUAGGUCAUGUUCAUGGUCAUGGCAAUUAUGGUCCAUGUCUUCAGCUGAAUUCGUACCUGUCUGGAUUAGAUUUGAAUUGGAUACAUCACCCUGCUGGCGUUGGCUGUCGACUUGUCCUGCUAGACAGCUGAAUUCGUACCUGUCUGGAUUAGAUUUGAAUUGGAUACAUCACCCUGCUGGCGUUGGCUGUCGACUUGUCCUCCUAGACAGAUGAUUGGGUAUUUUAAAGUAAUAUGAAAGAGGGGAAUUGCAGCUUCAAUAUCUAUUUUCUUUCACCAAUGUUGUUUUUCUGGUGUUCAUUUGUCAUUUGUGCUUUUCAUUUGGCUGGGGUUAGGAGCUGCCUAUGGUGUGUGUGUGCAGCACCUAGCUUGUACAGUGAUACUUCACCUUUCUCAUUAGAGCCUUAUGAACCCAGCCAGCGCGUCAGUCAAAGCGCUGACAUCGCUCUGAGCCUGUCCGAGCUGGUGUGGCUGUCGGAAUACCUGUACCCCUUUAGAAAAGUACGUCACUUCCUGGAACGCCAUAGGUAUUAUGUAUCCACUGAAGUUUGUUAGGGGUGAAUACUGCCCAGAAGGAGGGAUUGAACGCUGAUGUGUUGGAAAGUGAGGUAGAAGUGGCCGACCUUACUGGCUACAGCACAGACACCCAACAGAUCCUCCUCUGAUCUGUUUUUGUAAAAGAAAAGAAAAGUUAAAGGAACGUAGAAAAAAAUCACAAGAAGCAUUUUUGUAUAAAAAAAAUAAAAGCACAAGGUUUUAUUUCCUACAAACUCCUCCCUCCUAGAUGAUUUGGACCUUGUUUAUUUUGGUGGCAAAGACAGGAUUUUUUUUGGGUGGGGGGGACAUCAUUCUGUACAGUUUGGGCAUGAUCCAGAAGUGAUGUUGUGUUGGUCUGUAUUGCGCUAGGCUAGUAUAGGGCUCAACUAAAGUAGUACUGCUUGUGUGGCUACUGUCUGAAGUAUUGAGUUGCGUUGUGUACAAGGCUUAGUGAUUUACCUGGGUUACCCUUCACUCUUAGAUGGGGGGAAAAUGCAGGGGGGGAUAUCUGCAGGUCUUUUUUUGGCUAACAUUGUUGAAAUGACCAACUUUGCCUUUUGCUCGCGCUAAACUAUGAUAUGUGUUUUUGACUUGAUGUAGCGAUAGUUAGUUUACUGGGCGGUGUCUUCAACUAAAGACAUGUAUGGGUCUGAUAACUAAAACAACAAUAGCUGAUUUUAAGUUUGAAGGUAAUGUCCAUUGUAGGGUUUACAUCAGAUAUAACAUGGAUCUAUACCUGCUGGUCCCCUUCAGAGAUGUACAGAUCAACGUGAGAGUGAUUCCAGACAAUGGCAAUGAAUUGACUGGUGGAGAAACUAGACUGAAUGUAUGAUAGUCUGUGCAAAACAAAAGCAUUGGGCCCGAUGAAAGUAUCAGACAAUGUGCAGUGUGAUCAAGGCCACAUUGGGAUAGAGCUUGGAUGGGAGACCAUGUUUUUCCUUGUUUUUAAUUUCAGUGUUCCCUAAAAGCUUGACUGUUCAAGGCUCCUGGAUAAAGAUGGUCAACUAUGGAUUGGGUUCCAAUCCAUUGCCUGGUGUAAGACAGGAAAGUGGGUUUGGGGUUCCCAUGUUUCCUCACAGGCCAAAUGGAGCCUGCAAAAACAGAAUGAUGUCACAAGGAUACGCAGCAGAGUACUUUGCAAUUUGGCUUCUGCCGUUUCCUGAGCUGCCUAUAUUUAUUCACUCUAUAUUGAAACCUUCGCUUUCCUUUCUCGUUUUUAAUCUAAUCAUUUACAGGCACCGCUGUUAAAACAAAGGUGUAUGUACUUAGGCUUCAGCCAAAUUGUGUCAUGCUGAAGAGAAUUAGAACUUGAACUUUCUUUCUGUUUUAAGUAUUCAGUUUGGAUUUAAUGAUUCUGUUUUUUCCACAUUUAUGCAGUAUUGUACUAAAGUGAAAAAGACAGAGAAAUAAAUCCCAUCAGAAUAAGUGGAGAAAGGCAAUGGAGGCCAUUUUGUGUUUGGACACUUGCAUAGGGGAGAAAAUGUGAUAUUUUGGUAUUUUUAAAGAGUGUUGUCCUUGUUAUAACUAUGUUGUUUUAUUUUCAAGCAGAAGUGUCAAUGUUCCCACAAACAGGGUGAUCCAAAGACGACAUGUACUCAGCUGUGGUCUGUUGCUAUGGGAAACAGUUUUGUUUUCUUUCACUCUUUUUUUUUUAUUCCCCCCCCAAACUAAUUCAGUGAUGAGGACUAUUUAUAACCUUUGUUUUUCUGCUUGUUUUUAAUUCCCAAGUCGAGGACUCAAUGACACUUACAAUCCAAAAAUCUCCAAUAAACAUGAGUGUGCUUCCGUUGCAA